AUGGCGCCCAAGUCCCGCGAGAACGUCAACAGCGAUAUCGAGUCCAGCGACGACGAAGGCAUCAAGAACCUUGACUACAAGCCCCCUCGGGAUUUCUCAUUGCAUACGGCCAAGAAGCACGCACACUCAGUAUUCGACGUGGAUGAAGCAUCCAAGCACGAGCUCUGGCUGAUCAGGGUCCCCGAGGGCGUCACAAACGAGGAUCUCGAAACCAUGUCUAUCACCCUCCCCCCUUCAACCAAACCAACAACAUCAAAGGAAACCACCACACUCGGCUCAUUGAAGAAGAAGGAAAUCUCGGCCUACUCCUCUGCGACCACCACCAUUAAAUACUACCUCCAGACCGUUUCGCCCGACUCUGGAAUCGCCGGAGAGAUGCUUUCACUCCAGCCCCUGAUCCCCGCCGCUAACAAGGGAGGUCGUCUUCUUCAGGCACCCAAUGGAGUACACCAACACCUCGCCCUCGUUGCUUCUACCUCUAUCCCUUCAGGACAGACCUUGGGAGAGGAGAUCUUGUCUCGCCCUGUCCCCAAACGCGACCAACCCGAGGGUUUGAAGCAGAGAUUCCAGUUUGCUGGAGCCGAUUCCCCAGCCCCUGGAGCAAAGUUGUCAGGAUCGGGCAAAAAGUUUGCUGCUGAAUGGUUGAAGACCUUGGAGAAGAGAGCAAGCGAGGCAGAGGAAGAAGCAGAGAAGAAGCGUCAGAAGGAGUUGGAGGCUGCCAUGGAGGAUGACGAGGAAUUGGAGGAAGUUGCUGCAGUUGAGGAGGCAGAGGAGGAGGAGGAGGCAGAGGAGGAACAGGAGCAAGAGGUGGAAGAGUCACAGCCAUCACCAGCCAAGAAGCGCAAGGGCGAGGAUAUGGAGGUCGAUGGAUCAGAGGAGAAGAAGGUCAAGAAGGAAAAGAAGGACAAGAAAAAGAAGGAGAAGAAGAACAAGGAUUAA
Molecule: messenger RNA, 939 nt
Organism: Linnemannia hyalina
Lineage: Eukaryota; Fungi; Mortierellomycota; Mortierellomycetes; Mortierellales; Mortierellaceae
Source: the annotation of a GenBank genome assembly